Molecule: messenger RNA, 712 nt
Organism: Drosophila subobscura
Lineage: Eukaryota; Metazoa; Arthropoda; Insecta; Diptera; Drosophilidae
Product: tRNA-specific adenosine deaminase 2
Exons: 1
Coding region: 103-588 (161 amino acids)
Biological process (GO): tRNA wobble adenosine to inosine editing
Cellular component (GO): cytoplasm; nucleus
Molecular function (GO): tRNA-specific adenosine-34 deaminase activity
Source: RefSeq, a predicted model, not a curated record
GUGUUGUAAAGUGCUCGCCUUUGCCUCUGUUCUAUCGUCGUCGUCUUUUGUUUUGUUGACUUGUUUUUCACCAAGAGUUCCUCGGAGAUUUUUCCAUGCCAAAUGGCCACUUUUAUGGAGGAAGCGUUGGUGGAAGCGCGACGGGCACGUGACGCUGGCGAGGUGCCCGUCGGCUGUGUCUUUGUGCACGAGGACAAAGUCAUCGCACGUGGCGCCAACGAAGUGAACGUCUACCGGAACGCUACCCGUCAUGCCGAAUUCAUUUGCAUCGAUGCCACCUUGGCCUACUGCCGGGAGAAGAGCCUGCCAGCACGCCAAAUGUUCAGCGAGAUCAUCGUGGUGGUCACCGUGGAGCCGUGCAUCAUGUGCUCGGCCGCCCUGCACACGCUGGGCGUCAAGGAGAUUAUUUUCGGUUGCGAAAACGAUCGUUUCGGUGGAAAGACGGUAGUUGAUGUCGGGGCCGUGGUGGGCCAAAGAAUCAAAAUCACAGGCGGCGUCCGUGCCGACGAGGCCAUGGCGCUGCUGAAGGAGUUCUACAAGGGCGACAACCCGGCAGCACCGACAGUGGCCAAAAAGAAGAAGUUAUAAUUGCUAUAACAUCAAAACUAUCCAAAUAAUUGCAGUCGAAGUAAUGUUUAUUAUAAACUUUAAGUGUAGUCUAAGAUAUGUAUGUAUAUGGCGUUAUGAACGGUAUGUUUAAACAUAAAUACAA